Messenger RNA from Vitrella brassicaformis, 912 nucleotides. Lineage: Eukaryota; Vitrellaceae. The record is from the annotation of a GenBank genome assembly.
CCACUACGCAGUGCUUGCUUGAAAGAUCCAACGUCUACCCAUCUGUCUACCCAUACAGUUCCGCAGCAGACAGACAGCCAGGCAGCUGCCACAUGAGAAAGGUACACAGUACACAGCACACACCACACCACACCACACCUAGCAGCAGCCCUCACGACUUUAGUGCCCUUAUCUAUCUCUUGGCCCUGGUGCCCUUUCCCCUCCGCGCGCCCUCCGCCCUGUCCUGCCGCGCCUUCUUGUUGAGCAGUCUGAUCAGCUCGAUUGCAUCAGGAGAGCUUGCGGCAGGGAAUGACACAGCCGGUGCUGCUGCUGCUGCUGCUGCAGUGGGUGGCCCCGUCCGCAGCAUGGACGCCGAGGCACUCACGUCGCCGGCUGCCGAAGAUGAUGCUGCCGAGUCCCCCGCCCCGUUGCACUCAGCUGCUUCCGUACUGGCGAUGGCGGCUGUCGUCAUGAUCUGCUCCGGCGCCACGAACAGCGAGUCCCUCCCCUGGUGGAGAGGGAUCAGCUGCCGUGAGCAGUAUGGAAUAGUAUUAUGGCCGGGACCCGGUGUGUGCAGAUCGCCAUAGCCGCGCUUGCGUGACGAGUUGCUGGCAGCCCGUGUGGGCUGCUUGCUGCUGCUGCUAUCGACGGCGGAAUUGUCCUCCUCGACAGGCUGUGUCACGACCUGGGCAGCGGCAGUGACCUGGGAGAGGAGAAGAUCGGCGGCAUCCGGGUGACACAAACACAGCUGCUGGAUCCCUGUAGGCAAACAAACACAGCAAAGCAUGCGUUCCGUGCAGUGCACGCAGCGCAGUGCACGUCUUGUGGCGGGUGACCUUGAAGCAGCUGAUCGUGGGAGAAUGAUCUGAAGGAUGCCAUGCGAGAGGCAACGAACGGCCCACGAACGGGAUCCAUUGACGAAUGCCCCGACGC